CUACCAUAUUUGUUAGUGAGUGGAAACUCCAGGCGGAUGCUUCACAUUUAAACAUUCGGUGAAAUAUCUGUGGAUUCACUCUGCACAUUUUUAAAACGUCUUUCAACAGGUUAUUACUGUCCUCCGUGAAGCACACGCCGAGAGGACAGAGGGAUUUAACAUCUUAAUCACUGGAAAUUUGAAGAAAUGGCUGAUGCAGAAGUCAACCCCAAGGCCUACCCUCUGGCUGAUGCCACACUGAGCAAAACCAUCCUGGACCUUGUGCAGCAAGCUGCCAAUUACAAGCAGCUCCGCAAAGGGGCCAAUGAAGCCACUAAAACACUUAACCGCGGUAUUGCUGAGUUCAUCGUGAUGGCCGCAGACGCAGAGCCCCUGGAGAUCAUCCUCCACCUGCCACUGCUCUGCGAGGACAAGAACGUGCCCUAUGUGUUUGUGCGCUCCAAGCAGGCCCUGGGACGCGCCUGUGGGGUCUCACGCCCAGUCAUUGCCACUUCGGUCACCAUCAAGGAGGGCUCGCAGCUUAAGCCCCAGAUCCAGUCUACCCAGAUGGCCAUUGAGAGACUGCUGGUGUGAGCAGAGAGCUCAGGAUGGGGGUUGUAGGGUUAACAAUGGGACACCACCUGCUUUGGUCAUAUUCAGAUUUUUGUAAAUGGAACGGACUAUGAUUUAAUGUUCUCCUGCCAGACUUAUGUACAGAAGAUUCUAUUUUGAAAUGUUGGGACAGAAUAAGUAUAUCUGAAGCGUUGGAACAAAAAUGGUUUAACUUGUUUUUAACAUUACUAUGUUGUAAAUGUGGCAAUUAUAUAGAGUAUAUGGGACAUUACACUUAGCUUUCCGUAUGUUGACCUUUUUCCUUCAUUUGGUGCAGUUAAAGGUGGACAUGUUCAUUCCAGUAUUUGUAGUGUUUCAUUUGGGAAACAUUCCUACAUUGGGCAAGUCCCUGUAGGUAAUAAUGUAUAAUUACUGAAGACCCUGUUCAAGUUUCAGCAUUAUGGGCAGAUGGAUGCAUGUAUGACACUGGAAACGUGGGUAAAAUGGGUCUAGAUCCUGGCAUCUAUAGGGGGACAAGAUUAGCAUGCCACUCUAGGUUGAGAUGCACCCAAAAUAGUCAGAUUCAGUAAUAACCAUAUUGGCAUCCAUAUGCUUUUAUUAAAUUCACAUUUCCACUUUUACAGAAUUAAAAUGACUACUGGAAAGCAACAUUUAAGCAUACCGAUUAGACCAUAUCACAGGUAGUCAAAAGGCAAUUGUGAACAGAUCUUCCAAAUUUGCAUGACAAAACACUUCAAACAUGUUUGGCUUUUGUUCAAUGGAUUCUUUGGCCAAUAAAGAGCAUCUUUUAUAAACGGGAAAAAUAAUGAUCUUCCAAUUGUAAUAAAAUGGGCCAUCCUCAACUAAAGAAACAUCAAAUAAAUACAAAACGUCACA
Messenger RNA from Salvelinus namaycush (lake trout), 1428 nucleotides. Its product is annotated as NHP2-like protein 1. Gene Ontology annotation, molecular function: RNA binding. Bases 187 to 573 code for a protein of 128 amino acids. The transcript has 3 exons. Gene Ontology annotation, biological process: maturation of SSU-rRNA; mRNA splicing, via spliceosome; ribosome biogenesis. Lineage: Eukaryota; Metazoa; Chordata; Actinopteri; Salmoniformes; Salmonidae. The record is from RefSeq and is a predicted model, not a curated record. Gene Ontology annotation, cellular component: U4/U6 x U5 tri-snRNP complex; precatalytic spliceosome; nucleolus.